CUAGCUAAGGUGGGAGGGGAGAGGUAAAGCAAGACUUACAUUGUUUGCUUCUACAACUGCUGACAACAAACUACUGAAGUUCCUCUUUUACUUAUUUUUUUUAACAGUUAUAUUUAUGUGGUUUACGCCUAGAGCUUCAUUUUAGCUUGAUGUAAUUCAACUGUUGUGUUUUUAAGAUGGCACUUGCUCUAGUUUCUAUCUUCAUUUCCAUCCCAUUGGCAUCCUGCUUCCCGACUGCCUUCCAGGAACUUGUGGAAACUGACAAGAACAGGACUUCCAUAAAAUUUUUGGCCAUAGGGGACUGGGGAGGGGUCCCUUAUCCUCCGUACAUCACUGCUGUGCAGAAGGCUACAGCUCAAGAGAUGAGUAAAAUAGCAGAGCAGGUGGGAGCAGAUUUUGUUCUGGCUCUUGGAGACAACUUCUACUAUAAAGGUGUGAACAGCGUGGACUCCCCUCGAUUCAAAGCCACAUUUGAGCUUGUUUACACAGCCAAGUCCCUGAAGAUACCCUGGUACGUCGUUGCCGGAAACCAUGACCACGUUGGAAAUGUGAAGGCACAAAUUGAAUACAGCCAGAGGUCCAACAGAUGGAAGUUUCCUGCUUAUUAUUAUGAACUGAACUUCCGCAUUCCCAACACUCAUAAGACCCUGACCAUCAUCAUGCUUGACACUGUGAUGCUGUGUGGAAACUCAAACGACUACUCGGACGCACAGCCCAAAGGUCCUCUGAGGCAGGUGGAUGCAAACCGUCAGCUGGUGUGGCUACAGGACAGGAUGGCCCGUUCUAAAGCAGAUUUUCUGCUGGUGGCUGGACACUACCCUGUGUGGUCUGUGUCUGAACAUGGACCCACCCAGUGUCUGCUGCAGCAACUGCAUCCUCUGCUCAUCAAACACAAUGCUACAGCUUACCUCUGUGGGCAUGACCACAACCUGCAGUACAUUGAGGAGUCUGGUGUUGGAUAUGUGGUCAGUGGAGCAGGGAACUUUCUGGACCCUGAUGUCCGUCACUGGAACCAUGUCCCCAAAGGGUCGGUAAAGUUCUUUACAGGACAGGCUUCCACUCUGGGAGGGUUUGUUCAUGCAGAGGUGGCACAGGACAAAAUGACUGUUACCUUCUACCAGGCUAAAGGUACUUCUCUUUACCGCAUUGUGCUCCCCCAGAGGAAACUGGACUAAUCAAGUAGUUUGUAUGAAAACUCUUUUUAACGUUAGAUUACAAAAGCUGCUUGGAUGAGCAACAAAACAUCUUCAUUGUAAAACUUGUCGAGCUGACAGAAUUGAAAUUUCUUUUGCUUUAAAUUACUGAAUUUAAAUAUCUAUAUAUUGUAAAGCAAUACAUGGUUGUUUCUAGAGUUCAUUUGGUUAUCUGUGAUUUGUGACCUGACAUAGCAGUUGUUGUUGUUGUUGUUGUUAUUUUUUUAACUAGUACAAAGAGACUUUUUAAAAUCUGUGUGUGUAUACUCUAAAUAAUAUUUGGUCUGAUCCAUUUUUUAAUGCUUGCUCUAUUGCCCUCUGUUUGGUAUUUAAUGGCCUUGGCUGUGAGGGAAUGUGACUGCAUGCCACCCUGGUGUGGGACUAAUCCAAUCAGGAUGCGUUACAAUGUGUUAGUGACAUCAUGCCACUUCAGGCUAAGAAGUAAGUUAAUGCCGAUAAAGGACCAUCACCUGAGAAGAGUCAAGGACAGGAGGGAUCACCUAACCCAAGCUGUCAGCCUAGACCAAGUCCAGUCUUAAAGGAAAACACUCAGCUGACUCAUGGCCACAAACUUAACAUUAGUACAUUGUGUUAGUCAUCAUUUUUAAAGAGAAGUGAGAUUUUGACUUGGAUUCCUACAAUCAAGGACUGAGAGAAACUACAGAUGUUCUAUUUUCUUUAAUUGCCUUUUAUAAUGCUGUUCAUUAGAUUGCUUUGUUUUCACAUUGUAUCCAACCACAACAGUAAUGUGAUGAGUCAAUGUUCCAACUGCAUUAAUUCUGCACUCAUGUUCAGAUACAACAAAUGCAAUCAUUUGCCAGUGUUAUUCUCCACAAAGUGUUGUGGACAUAUUAGAUUUAUGGUCUUAUUUUUUUUUAUCUUCAUUGUAGAGGCAAGCCAAGUCUGAUUAUCUAAUUCUAUAGCUUCAAUGUAGUAACGACCCUCUGUAUUCAAAGAUAAGCUGUGUAUCUAAUCCUUUUCCUCCUAAUCUCAGUCUUGAGUCAAUACAGUUUAUGCAGUGAGCACUGAAAUGUUUAAAUAAUGUCUUUGAUAAUAUUUAAAAAAAAAAUCAAUAUAAAAUUUGAUAAAAAUGUACAGAAUAAAUCAAAUCAUGGCUACAAUCACAAUGCUUCCAGUAGGUGUCUCAUAGUCAAAGUAAUGUGUUUUUUCAGUGUUUUUGUUGUUGUUGUGUAACAGGGAACAUGUGUGUUUGUAAUCGGACUAAACAAAUCCAUCUACACAGCUGUGUUCAAGCCUCACUCCAGCUGUUGAACAGAUCCUCAGAAUUUUACGGGUCAAAAUAAACAAAAACAAAAAAAGCUAGUACAGUAGUGCAUUUGUCAUAUUCUAAACAUAGUAAGCCACAGUGCAUUGACUUGUAUAGGUCGCUGUGUAAGUCACUGUAUUAUUGUUAUAUGUUUUUUCUUAUUUAAUGAUUAUCCAUAACCACAAGAGUCAUUUGUAUACUGUACAUGACCACUUGCUGAGCAACAAGAAACUUUUCUUGAUUAGUGUAAUUUGUAUUAAAGGUACAAUGUCACAUUAGCCAAGGCCAUGCCUACUACU
Periophthalmus magnuspinnatus is the source of this 2759-nucleotide messenger RNA. RefSeq names its product acid phosphatase 5a, tartrate resistant (gene acp5a). Bases 177 to 1175 code for a protein of 332 amino acids. Lineage: Eukaryota; Metazoa; Chordata; Actinopteri; Gobiiformes; Gobiidae. The record is from RefSeq and is a predicted model, not a curated record. Gene Ontology annotation, molecular function: acid phosphatase activity; ferrous iron binding; ferric iron binding. Gene Ontology annotation, biological process: bone resorption. The transcript has 5 exons.